Canis lupus familiaris (dog) is the source of this 387-nucleotide messenger RNA. RefSeq names its product U6 snRNA-associated Sm-like protein LSm3. Gene Ontology annotation, biological process: mRNA splicing, via spliceosome; P-body assembly. Gene Ontology annotation, molecular function: RNA binding. Gene Ontology annotation, cellular component: Lsm1-7-Pat1 complex; catalytic step 2 spliceosome; P-body. The transcript has a single exon. Lineage: Eukaryota; Metazoa; Chordata; Mammalia; Carnivora; Canidae. The record is from RefSeq and is a predicted model, not a curated record. The coding region runs from base 10 to 306 and encodes 98 amino acids.
UUUUGAAAGAUGGCGGACGACGUGGACCAGCAACAAACUACCAACACUGUAGAAGAGCCCCUGGAUCUCAUCAGGCUCAGCCUGGAUGAGCGAAUCUAUGUGAAAAUGAGAAAUGACCGAGAGCUUCGAGGCAGAUUACAUGCAUAUGAUCAGCAUUUAUAUAUGACAUUGGGAGAUGUGGAAGAAACUGUGACUACUAUAGAAAUUGAUGAAGAGAUAUAUAAAUCAACAAAACGGAAUAUUCCGAUGCUUUUUGUCCAGGGAGAUGGUGUUGUACUAGUUGCUCCUCCAUUAAGAUUUGGCUGAAACAAAGAAUUUAUCGUGUAUGGAAUAUAGGAGAUUUUGUAUGAUUGCCUCUUUAAAUGUAGAAGACAUCCAAAAGAGAAA